UCAGCGGGCCGCGGACGACAAUAUCCCCACAAACAAAAAAAAAAAAAAAAAAAAAAACAAAACAGAACCAACAAAAACAGCUCACAACAUUGGCAACAUAGCAACCCCCACCCAAUCAGCAACAUUAGUUACAACUUAGGGUACCCAUUAUAUGAUUGGAUAUGAUACAGAAAGGCCGAUUGUUAAGUGAUUUUGUGCGGUGAUCAAUGUGUGCGAUCGGCAGUUUGGCAGAAUACUCCAAGAAUGCCGCGUUAAUUGAGCUGUACGUACAGCUGUAGUACAAAUUUGCAUAACCAGUGAGGAGGCAUAAACAAAUCUGGCCGCCGAGCGGAGGAGCGUCGUCUUGGUUCACUGAUUUAAUGCCACAAACAGAUUGCAGAUUGUAGCCCGCAGCCCACAGCCGCGCCCCUGCAACUUGCAACUUCUUUCGCUGCAACUUGCUGCAGCAGGCAGCAGCAGCAACCAGCUAGCAGCCAGCAGCGACCACCUUCACCUCCACCUCGAACUCCUUGCUGCAUCUUGGACGCGGUUUGGUCUUGGUCAACCUGCUUGCCAGCUUGUUUCUGCGGAAGAGCUGCCGCCGGAGCGCCAGACCCGGCAAAAAAAAAACAAAAUAAUACAAAAACAAAAAGAAAACAAAUCUACAAAAAAAAAGUAGGGAAAAAACACAUAGAGAACAACACGGCUGCCGUUGUCGUCGUCUUUGGAAUUUUCUUUAAAAACAACGCGCUAAGAUUUGCAACGCGGACUCAGGCAAAAAGUGUAAAAGGCAAGCAAAUGCAGUCGCGGUAUAAAAAAAAUUAGCGCAUAGUGAAGUGUGUCCCCGUGUGUGUGUGUGUGUGUACACCAGUGUGUGUGUGUUCUAAAGUGUGCGAAUAAAAAAGCUGCCCAACUGCGAGAGAAAAAGUUUGAAAAGUGUCAAGCGAGCGGCUCGGUGGCGGCCAAUAACCCAACGAGUGGCAUGCAAUUGCGGCCAGGCGGCGACCCCGACGGGUUAAUUACCGUUAUCCUUGCAACACAACAACAACUAAAGCAACUAAAGCAAGUGAAGCAAGUGAAGCAACAACAACGAGUCACUCCAAACGCUGCUCAAGUUGUGGAUUACGUCUACGCCGCGUUGUCGCCGUGUGAAAACAGCAGGACAACAGGAACACAACAGCAUCUGCAACAUUGGCCAUAAAAACCGCAUUGAGCACACGGCAAAGUCAAGUGAACAUUCCAAUUGGCAACGUAACGGGCUAAUUGGCACACACAAACACACAGCGCUGCACAUCAAAACGAGCCCCAAAAAUUGCAAGAAAGGAACCAGAAAACAGGCGAAACCCGGCGUAAAUCCCAAUCCCAUUCAACAUGCGUCAAACGGAGGACUAACGUACAACUGCGAUAACUGGCAAUAAGCGAGGAGGAGCGUCAAAGGAUUGCAGCUUUGCCCCUUCAUCCGGAAAACUCCCUCAAUUCCCCCCCACCCCACACCCGGAAAACGCAAGGAAAAUGCCAUCCGUAGCGAACAGCAACUACAGCAACGAUGCGCGUCUCAGUUACGUUGUAAAUCAAGUUGCAUCCGUAUCUGUGUCCAUAUCCGCAUCCGCAUCCGCAUCAGCAUCAGCAUCCGCUCUCCUGCCCUCCGUAUCCGCAUCCGCAUUUCCCACAUUCAGUCCACCGCGCAUCGCCAGUCUGGUGGCCAGCAGCUCGGCGGAGGACUUGAGCAGCUUUGGUGACGUGACGUUCGACAUCUUCGAUGACGAUGACGACUUGUUCGGCUCGCCAAUGGCCUUCGAUGCCAGCGAACAGGGCCUCUGGAACGGACGCUUUGUACCGCCACCGCCCCGCCCGCCCUUCUUCGUCGACGAGCCGGUGCUGAGCGACGGCCUGACCACGUGUGACUUGUGCUCCUGGGCGAUGCCCACCAAGAGCACCUUCAUGUUCGAGGGAACGAUAGAAAAGGCCACAGAACUGGGCUGGCCACUGACUCUGAUCAUCGUGUCCGUGUUGUCGGCGCUGCUAGGCGCCAUCAUCAUGAUUGCCGUGGUGCGCUGCCGGCGCAAAAAGUCCUCCAACAAUCGCAACGACACGCACGUGCAAUGGUGGUCUCGCAACAAGCGCGCCCACGGCAACGGCUUGAGUGGUGCGGGCGGGGCAAGUGGAGCGGCGGGUGGUGCCGGCGGCAGUGUGCAUCACCAUCACAACGGCAGCAGCAGCAACAUAAACAACAACCACCUGAGGAGGAGCAACAUCUAUACGGCCCACCCGGCGGACAGCAUAAGAGGUCUGCAACCGCUGCCGGUGGUGAUGCCGUUGCCACUGCCAUUGCCCCACCCACCUUCUGGUGGUGCCUCACCAGCGUCAUCGUCGUUGACCACACCACCAGCCGCACACCAGCAGCAGCAGCAGCAGCAGCAACAUCCGACGUUGCAACAGCAGCAGUACUUCCACCCAUACCAACAGCAGCAGCAGCAGCAACAGCAUGUGCACCACUCGCAUACGCACCACCAUCACACGCACCACCAUGUGCCGCUGUAUCCACACGACUGCGACGAUGAUGCCGCCUACGAGGAGCCGGAGUACCAUCAGCCACAGCAGCUGCACUCGGUGAACAGCAGUAGUUCGUUGUCCUCGAUGGGAUCCACAUCAUUGCAGCCGGAGUCCAGCAAUUCGCGAGCCACCCACUGGCCACCGGGUGCCACAUCGGCCACCAUGGUCAUAGCCAGCUGAGAAACGGGCCAGGACUGCGCCUGGAUUUGGCAGCAGUAAAAUGGGUCUGUGUGGAUGGCACCCACCCAUCUGUGUGCCCAUUUCACUUAAGAUGCAGCGCACAUGGAUGGGUGCAGAUCAUAAAGGGGAUUACACGUAA
Drosophila santomea is the source of this 2851-nucleotide messenger RNA. RefSeq lists its product as uncharacterized. The record is from RefSeq and is a predicted model, not a curated record. Lineage: Eukaryota; Metazoa; Arthropoda; Insecta; Diptera; Drosophilidae. The transcript is spliced from 4 exons. The coding region runs from base 1492 to 2712 and encodes 406 amino acids.